Molecule: messenger RNA, 763 nt
Organism: Ornithorhynchus anatinus (platypus)
Lineage: Eukaryota; Metazoa; Chordata; Mammalia; Monotremata; Ornithorhynchidae
Product: killer cell lectin-like receptor subfamily E member 1
Exons: 5
Coding region: 83-460 (125 amino acids)
Source: RefSeq, a predicted model, not a curated record
GACUCAUUCGGCACAUUUCUAAGAGAAAUAACAGUUCGUCUCUCGGUUUAGGAUUUACAAGGCUUUCAAGACCCUCUCCAGAAUGACAAACUCCCUGAAUGGAUACCUAGAUAUCAGAACAGACUCUCCCUUUCCCCUAUGGCGGCUCACUGCAAGUGAUUCUGGGUGUCUUCACGCUGUACUUGUGUCACUCUGGCGACUGCAAGCAAAAUACACAUCAACCUCACUAUGGAGACUCAUUACAGUGAUUUUAGGAAGUUUCUGCCUUGUGCUCCUGGCAACAACAUGUGUCUUGACUACUCAGGUGCUCCAAGGAGCUUCUUCAAACAUCACCACCAACCAGACAGGACAUCACUGCAGUCCUUGUCCAGAGAACUGGAUCUUAUGUAGAAACAAUGCUACCUCUUUUCUAAAGAAAAAAGAAUGUGGAAUGAAAGUCAGCUAUCUGUCGAUCUCAUAAUUCCGGUCUCCUGAAGAUAGAGAACAAGGGAGAACUGGUAAGCUCCUUUCAUUCUCUAAUUUGGUGACCCUCGUGGUGACAGGUAUAACACUGGUCAUGUUUGUCCCGGUUAAUGAGUACGACUGACAAUAACCCCGACGUGUCUCUGUUCAAUGAUGUGGUCAUGAGGAAUCUCGUUGCAUCUCAUCCUGUGGAGGCUCGUUAGACUCUGUCCCAAUCAGGCCCAACCACCCAACCCUUCUCUACCCAGUCACAGCCUGAUCUGAUCGGCAGUGAGAUAGGAUGGAACUGAAGCUGCAGGGA